UCUUAUCUCCUUUGGUUGCUUACCCGCUCUCAACACAGUUCCAUUCAAUUGUAAUCUCUCCGCGCCUCUCGUCAAUCAAGUUCCAUAUCUCUACUAGGGGCGGGGUGGCCUCACCACCACCUAUGGCCACCGCUCCGCCGGCCGCGGCCGCCGCCUCGACCGACGCGAACCGACCAUGCGCCGACGACUCGGCCGAUGACCUACGGAGCCUCAGCUUCAAUUCUGCCGUGUCAGCGGUGGAUACCGUAAAGCGUAGCCCGAGUUCGGGGUCCGAGACGACGUGGACCGCCUCGAGCUUCGUCUCCGCCUCGUCCUUCAAGCCCCACGCGCACGCGCCCUCCGACGACCCGUGCCGGGACGCUAUCCAGCGCGCGAGGGAGGCCCGCGACGGCUCCAAGCUCGGCCUCGGCGACCUCCGGUUCAUGUACAGGCUCGGGAGCGGCGACAUCGGGAGCGUGUACCUGGCGAAGCUGAAGGGCGGCGGGGAGUGCAUGUUCGCCGCCAAGGUGAUGGACAGGAAGGAACUGGCCGGCCGGAACAAGGAAGGCCGGGCGAGGAUAGAGAGGGAGAUCCUGGAAAUGCUGGACCACCCCUUCUUGCCCACUCUCUACGCCACGCUGGAUUGUCCGAGGUGGUCUUGCUUGCUGACCGAGUUCUGCCCCGGCGGGGACCUCCACGUCCGCCGGCAACGGCAACCGGAGAGACGGUUCGGCGAAUCGGCUGUCCGGUUCUACGCGUCGGAAGUGGUGGUCGCGCUUGAGUACCUGCACAUGCUGGGGAUCAUCUACCGCGAUCUCAAGCCCGAAAACGUCCUCGUCCGGUCGGACGGCCACGUGAUGCUCACGGACUUCGACCUCUCGCUCAAGAGCGACAAACCCGCGUCCGCGGCACAGCUCGUCUCCGAUCAAGACGGCCCCGCCUGCGACGACCCGGCCGAGCGCCCUCCGUUCGCCGAGUCGUCGUGCAUCAUCCCCAGCUGCAUGGUCCCCGCCGUCCCGUGCCUCCACCCGAGGCGCAGGCGCAAGAAGAAGCCCGGCGGCCCCCGCGGGAGCCUGGAGAUCGUGGCCGAGCCGGUCAACAUCCGGUCGAUGUCCUUCGUCGGGACCCACGAGUACCUGGCGCCCGAGAUCGUGCUGGGGGAGGGGCACGGCAGCGCGGUGGACUGGUGGACGCUGGGGGUCUUCGUCUUCGAGAUGUUCUACGGGGCGACGCCCUUUAAGGGGAUCGACAACGAGCUGACCCUGGCCAACAUCGUGGCCCGGGCCCUCGAGUUCCCCAAGGAGCCGUCGGUCCCAGGGCCGGCGAAGGACCUGAUCGCGCAGCUCCUGAUCAAGGACCCGGCGAGGCGGAUGGGGUCCACGAUGGGAGCCACGGCCAUCAAGCACCAUCAGUUCUUCGACGGGGUCAAUUGGGCAUUGCUAAGAUGUACAAAGCCACCCUACAUUCCGAGGCCGAUCGAUUACAAGGACUUUGUGAAGGCAGAUAGUAGCGCUGAUAAUUCAAUGGAGUAUUACUAGGGAAAUUCAAUUAAAAGAGGAUUGUAAUUAAGCCAAUGCUAAGCUUGUUUCUCAAUACCGUGCACGAGUCAAAUCACAUUGGGCAAAGCAUGCCUUGGAUGCCAAUCCGA
Messenger RNA from Rhodamnia argentea, 1627 nucleotides. RefSeq names its product serine/threonine-protein kinase D6PKL2-like. Gene Ontology annotation, cellular component: nucleus; plasma membrane; cytoplasm. The record is from RefSeq and is a predicted model, not a curated record. Gene Ontology annotation, biological process: protein phosphorylation. The transcript is spliced from 2 exons. Bases 123 to 1517 code for a protein of 464 amino acids. Gene Ontology annotation, molecular function: ATP binding; protein serine/threonine kinase activity. NCBI's taxonomy places the organism in Eukaryota, Viridiplantae, Streptophyta, Magnoliopsida, Myrtales, Myrtaceae.